Molecule: messenger RNA, 5699 nt
Organism: Micropterus salmoides (largemouth bass)
Lineage: Eukaryota; Metazoa; Chordata; Actinopteri; Centrarchiformes; Centrarchidae
Gene: prkcg
Product: protein kinase C, gamma
Exons: 17
Coding region: 838-2952 (704 amino acids)
Biological process (GO): protein phosphorylation
Molecular function (GO): ATP binding; diacylglycerol-dependent serine/threonine kinase activity; zinc ion binding
Source: RefSeq, a predicted model, not a curated record
AGAUUAACUGAGUUGUUUAUUUUACAGGCCUGCUGAUCCUUCAUGUGGAUCUGCAGCAAACUCCGCAACUUUUAACAGUUUAUUUUCUGUUUUAGCUGUGCUAACUGGUCGUUUCUUUCUCCUCCUCUGAAGCUCUCUGCUCUUUUCUUCCAGACUGGAUACACUCUCACUCCUCUCCUUUUCCUCUCUGGCACUAGAGGAAGUGAGGGACAGUUGGCACUCGCUUGUCCAUACUGUAUUGGUGGUGGCAAAAUGGCAGUGUAUCUCUCAUCCACCCUCCUUCCUCUACCUCCCUCACCAUCUCCUGAGAGAAGUAACCCAGAUUUCAAAAUGAAUCGCUGCCUAUUCCCCUCAAUCUUUCUCCUCUCUCUCUCUCUCUCUUCCUCUCUCUCUCUCUCACUUCAUUCUCUCACAUCUCUCCUCCUUUUCUUAGUAAAGAGAGAAUCAAUCUUGGAAAGAGAAUACCACCUCUCUAUCUCAGCCUCCUCCUCACCCUGCCUCUGGGUUAACGGAUAUAUACCACUUCACUCUUCUAUCUUUGGUUCCUAGAAAGCUUGAAUCUCUCAAAACGCUUGUUGCCCUCUCUUUUUCUUUUUUCUCCUUUAUUUUUUGGCUCAUUCUUUUCUACUUGCCACAGCACUGCUUGUCUUGGUUUUUCUGUCUUUUCUUCCACGUCUUUCUCUUUUUUUGAGGUGACCCACUACAGGUGUGACACCUUAGCCUUUCUUUUGAAGUGAGCCAAACGAAGAGAAGAGAGGGGGAGAGGAAGACAAUAAAGCUGUCCUUUAGUCGAGCCUUUCCUCCAAAAUCACCACCAAUUCAGCAUCUCCAGGCAUUAUGUCCACCCCGGUCUCCCCUUCCCCCACCCUCUCCCCUUUGACACUGGCCUCCCCUACAUCGGCAACCUCCCCUGGAGCCUCCCCUCUGCCCUCGCCCCUCUCCCCUCCACCCAGGGUGCCCGUGUUCCAGAGGAAGGGAGCGCUCAAACACAAGAGGAUUGUCGAAGUGAAAGACCAUCAGUUCACAGCCCGCUUCUUCAAACAGCCCACCUUCUGCAGCCACUGCACCGACUUCAUCUGGGGAAUCGGCAAACAGGGAUUCCAAUGUCAAGUUUGCAGUUUCGUGGUCCACAAAAGAUGUCACGAGUUUGUGACCUUCACCUGUCCUGGCUCUGUGGCCGGCCCGAAACCAGAUGACCUGAAGAGUCGACACACAUUUAAGCUCCAGACGUACUCCAGUCCCACCUUCUGCGACCACUGUGGCUCGUUGCUGUACGGCCUCAUACACCAGGGCAUGAAAUGUACCUGUUGUGACAUGAACGUCCAUCGACGGUGCGAGACCAGUGUUCCCAGUCUCUGUGGCCAAGACCACACAGAGAAGAGAGGGAGGAUCCACCUUACUAUCAGAGGAGAGAAGGAGGAUGUGUUUGUCACAGUGCGGGAGGCUCGUAACCUGAUGCCUAUGGAUCCAAAUGGCCUGUCAGACCCGUAUGUUAAACUCAAAUUGAUUCCAGACCCAAAGAGCCACAGCAAGCAGAAGACCAAGACCAUCCGCUCAACACUCAAUCCCGUCUGGAAUGAGAGUUUCACCUUCUCAGUGCGUGGUCACCAGUGGGACAGGAGACUGUCUGUGGAGGUCUGGGACUGGGACCGCACGUCUAGGAAUGAUUUCAUGGGAGCGUUGUCAUUCGGAGUGAGUGAGAUCUUCAGGCGCCCUAUCAGCGGCUGGUUCAAACUGCUGGCCCAAGACGAGGGAGAAUACUACAACAUUCCCGUGCCAGACCCAGAUCUGCAGGAGCCUCAGCCAGACGCUCCAACACCCUCUCUGCCUCAAGCAAUACCUAUCCCGCUGUCUGAAGUGUUCCCUGCGGCCCUGUCCUCAAACCCUGUGCCGUCCUGUCCACCUGUCCACACCCCAGGCCCUGCCAAAGUCAAAGUGGGCCUCCAUGACUUCAACUUCCUCAUGGUGCUGGGCAAAGGCAGCUUUGGCAAGGUGCUGCUGGCAGAGGAGCGAGGCAGUGAGCGUCUGUUUGCUGUGAAAGUGUUGAAGAAAGACGUUCUUUUCCAGGACGAGGACACAGAGAGCGCCCUGGUAGAGAGGAGGGUUCUGGCGCUUUCCUCUCGCCCUCACUUCCUCACAUCGCUCUACUGUGCCUUCCAGACUGAGGACCGCCUGUAUUACGUGAUGGAAUAUGUCAACGGAGGAGACCUGAUGUUUCACAUUCAGAUAGUUGGCAAGUUCAAAGAGCCUCAUGCAGCGUUUUAUGCAGCGGAGAUAGCGAUCGGCCUCUUCUUCCUCCACAGCAAAGGCAUCAUAUACAGGGAUCUAAAGCUGGAUAAUGUGCUGCUUGACAGCGAGGGCCACAUAAAGAUAGCUGACUUUGGGAUGUGCAGGGAGGGCAUGUUCGAGGGUGACACCACGCGCACCUUCUGUGGAACCCCCGACUACAUCGCCCCUGAGAUUGUGGCAUAUCAGCCCUAUGAUAAAGCAGUAGACUGGUGGUCCUAUGGAGUACUGCUGUAUGAAAUGCUUGCAGGACAGCCACCAUUUGAUGGUAUUGACGAGGAGGAGCUGUUUCAGUCCAUCAUGGAGCAGAGUGUCUCAUACCCAAAAAGUCUCUCUCGUGAAGCUGUUGCUAUCUGCAAGGGAUUCCUGACGAAGCACCCGGCCAAGCGUCUGGGUGGAGGAGAGGAUGCAGAAAGAGAGAUCAGGGAGCAUCCGUUCUUCCGCUGGCUUGAUUGGGACCGUCUGGAGAGACUGGAGAUCCAGGCGCCCUUCAAACCCAGAACUGGUGGGAAAAAAGGUGAAAAUUUCGACAAGUUCUUCACAGCGGCUCCAUCAGCGCUCACUCCCUCUGACCCGGAUAUACUAGCGGCUAUGAACCAGGAAGACUUCCUGGGCUUCUCCUUCCUAAACCCAGACUUUGCCCCCUCGCCUCUGACUGCUGUUUGAAAAUGACUUCCUAACCUGCUCCAAAAAGUGCACCCAAAUUAGCCUCCUUAACAGUUGUUUUAUAACAAAGAAUUUGAACAUGAGAACUAGCAGUAUUAAAGACACCUCUCAUAAUCAAAUUCUGACGUUUACAUGAAAAUGCCAAGACACCUUUAUAUUCAUGCACUCUCUUUGAUGUAUGUACUUUAUCUUGAUAAAGAAUAUGUUGCAGCGAUACAAACAAAGCCGGUAUUCUACUGUAGAUUUCCAUCUUAGAGUUUUUUGUAAGACAUUCCGUAACUUGACAUAAGAGUACUGUAAUGAACCAGAUAAAUGAAUCUAUUUGCAUGCAAUGUUUUUAGAAUGAAUUGCUUUGACACACUAGCUUAGAUUAUCCAAGAAAAUAUACCUGUAUAACUUUACAAUCAGUUUAUUUAAAACUUUUUCCAUUACUUUGAUUAGAAUCUUCUUGUGUUGUGAGAAGCGGUAUCUUACGAAACAAUUACAUUUCCAAGUCAGGGUUUCUUUCAUAGAGCUAUACAGGCCACAUAGACAAAGAAGUCUCUUUGACAUUUUGCAGUUCAUACAGAUGAAUAAAAAUGUUUCUUGCAGAUAUAUUCCAGUGGAACAUUGCGUUUAUACACAGUAAAGUAAUUCAGCAUCAGAAGCACUGUAAUGUGUCUUUCUAAAUAUUUAUCUCACUCUGAGUGUGUGACUAUGACGCAAACAGUGCCAGUAGCCUUUUUUUCUAUUAGACUGGAAUCCUGUGGAAGAGGCUAGACCUCUCAGUGUAACGUCACGCAAGUGACCUCAGAUGACCCACGGAGAUGCUGAAACAAUGCAGCGGGCGCAGUUAAUGUGACAGUUAAUGUAGGUUACAGUGCUGCCCUGCAGCUCAUGCCCACUCUGCCUGAUUCUAUUAUCACUGGUAGGAAGUCCUCACAUUACUGCCGCAGUUUAGGCUGCAUCAUUUCUUUUUAUUCACACGUGAUUCUUUUCUCUUUAAUUCUUGGACAAGCUGACAAGGAAUUAGAAUUAGAAUUAGGCCUAACCACAAAAUACAGUAUACUGCUCCUUAAUGACCUCCUACAACUGCAAUGAAAUAUGCUUUUGUAGUCUUAUAAAAUAUGCCUUUUAAUGAUGUUUUCUCCAGCUGAAGCGAAAAGCUUAUACAGGGACACGUACUUAUUAUUAUUUUUGUGGUGUAUACCAUAAAGCUUAUUGCUGUGUAAUGACGCAAUCACAGCAUUGAUUAGGCGUAAUUAAAAGUGAGGCUCACUGAGACUGUUCAAUACAUGGAAAGAUAAUAGCAGAGCUGUCAUUAAACAUUAUCUGAGCAGGGUAGGUGGCUGCAAACAUACAGUUUAAUAAUCACAUUUCAGUGUUCUUAUCUCACAAACCAGCUGGUUCACACAGGAAGCAGUUUGAUUUUUGCUUAAAACAUCUUUAUGAUUUUUUAUGUUUAUAAUCUGUGUCAGCAAAAUGAUAAUUGUUACCAUUUCUCAUCCAGAGGAGCAAAAUCAUGCAGAUUUGCUUUAACUGCGUGUGUAGUAGUGUGUGUAAUAGUGGCCAACUGUGAAAGGUCAGAGCAGUUCAUCUUAUUGCCUUUGCUCAGUUUGAGUGAAAGUCAAAUGUCACAAUACACAGUUCUUCAACACCAUAGCUGAUACAAUCAAUAACAGAUAAUACAAUAGAUGAUUUAUGUAUCUGUUGAGUUAACAUCUGUUUUCAUGUGCUGGAAAAAGAACAUCCAAAUAAACUUACUGAAAAAAAAAAAAUCAUGAAACGAGAACUGUUUCAUUCUGUUUUGGGUUUUUUUGUGCGAAGCCGCUGAGAAACAAACAUACACAGCCUCUCGCUUUGUCUUCACACGCCUCUCUGUCACGCUCACUCCCUCUCCAUCACGUUCACACAUACUCACUCACUCAAAAGUGCAAUCUCAAGCAUGUGUAUACACACACACACACACUCUUACACACACAGAAGAUGCUGACCCCUGUAUUUACUGUGGUGCUGUAGUUGUCGAACCAACAAAACCACCACUCAGGCAUCUCAAUUUCACUCCAACCUCCUCUUCUGAAGAUGCUUCACCCUCCUCUUCAGCCCUGCUCACCUUGACCCCCUCCCUCCCCACUCCAUCCCCUCCAGCAUCAUAAUGGGACUAAUAUCCCCAUAGAGAUCACAGUUAUAACAAGUUGACCUUCACAUUAAAAUCUCAUCAACUUCCCAUUUCACUCUCUACCUCCCUCUCUUCUUCUCUAUCUGCCCUUCAUCUCUUCUUCUGUCUUUUCUGUCAGUGCUGCCCUGUAAAUGCUUUACUGUGUCAUUCUAUAUAAAUCAUAUUGUCAGAAUUUACUGUUGUUGCGAUUAUCGCUCUGAUGUUCCCCGCCACUGCUGUCCGUUGAUAUGUGUAUCUUGUCUUAUCUUGGCCUCUGUGUCAAUAUUAUGAUUUGUUUUACACUCAGUUUAUAUUCUCUAUUGACGGAAUUCAGGCAGUGAAAGUGUGAGAGAGAUGAGAUGGAGGGGAAUCCUACCUGAGCUACGUUUUCUCAUAUUUUUCUGGACAGAUUUCAACAGAUUCAGUUGUUUAUUUUCAAAAGAUUUCAUCCCAAUUUUGAGGAUAAAACACAGCCUGAUGUUCUUUGUGUUGUUAUAAUUCUAAAUGAAAUGCAAAUAAUCAUGUCAAGAAAUGUGGCUUUUAUGUUUUAUAUUGACUCCUGUGAUGACAAACUUAAAGUAGCACAGGCAGAUGAGACUCUUUUACAGUC